Molecule: messenger RNA, 2926 nt
Organism: Microdochium trichocladiopsis
Lineage: Eukaryota; Fungi; Ascomycota; Sordariomycetes; Xylariales; Microdochiaceae
Exons: 2
Coding region: 361-2694 (777 amino acids)
Molecular function (GO): RNA binding
Source: RefSeq, a predicted model, not a curated record
AUCCAGCCCUCCCAGGCUCUCGAGCCGCGACCCCUCGACCGUUACCGUUGUAAUAUUGCCUAUCCAACCCCAAGAGCACAUCUGCCCUUCUCCAUCUGGUGCCUGGCUUCCAGCGUCUUCAACCACACCCACAGUCAGCUGCAAUCUGCUCUAAGCCCUCUUCGCGUGAUAUAUAAUCACCUCCGUCGCCAAUCCAGGGUGCCGGCCCUCGCCAUCAGACUACUUUUGAGGUGCUAAUCUGCCCUAACAUCCAUCCACCCCCAACUUUGAGGCAGACUUGUGUCCCUUGUUGAGGCGUACGGCGCAGGCCUAGCUUCCCACCUAGAUCCGCGCGAAGAAUCGCCCUCGCCAUCUGCAUUGAUGACUGACAAAACGCCGCCCCUGCUGGCUACAGCCGAUCUUUCUCCCGUAUCUCCCAGCCCUCUACAUCCCUCGUCCCCCGUUGUAGUCCCUGCACUGCAGGAGCAGGUUGACCAUUUUGAUGCCAUGACGGCUCUACAGACCUCAGAGGCGGCCUCUUUGCCCAUUCAGAACCACGAACAAGGGGCAGCCAACGGGAUAGAAGCAAGCACGGUGGCCCCUUCGAAUGCUGUCGUCGAGAAUAACCCCGCACAGGAAGCCAAUGAAUCGGAUACGACACAGGCUCUUCAACAGGAGGACGGUGGAGCUUCCGAGGGUGGACCCACGCCAGAUGAUGCCGAUCAGGUCCCUGAGCAGAGGAAUGGUGAAGAGAGCGCUGCCGAUUCACCAGAACGGCCUGAAAGUUUGGGCGAAGAAACGUCUGCUGGCAGAAGUCCUAUCACCGUAGUUGUUCACGGUGCCAUACAAUCGGACGGAGACCCUGAGGCAUCUCCUCAUACCAGCGACAAGCCGAGUGAUGUUGAUAAUGCACUCAGUGCCAGGGACGACGGCUCGGUGCUUUCCCUGGAUGCCAAACUGUCAGUUCCCACAGGGGGAGCUACGGAGGAGCGGCACCAAAAGUCUGUCGAGAAAGGCAGUCUUACAGUCCCAAGUGAUGAUAAUGCCUCAUCAACAGACGUUACGGAUCACGAAAAAGCACGAACCGGAUCGAGCGCCACGCAGCCUGUCGUCGCUCCCGUGCCGGGACUACAGGGUGCUCAGCAGAGCGGUGCAGGCAUUUCCGCCGCAUCUAAGCCGUCUACCCUGCCGCCUCGGCCUCCUAUGCCGGUAGAUGCACUUCCACAAGUCCCCCAGUCUCUGCUUGCUGGAUCGUCUGCAAGCCGGGGGUCUGGAUCUGAUCCUGGUAUAUCGAGCCACCAGCAUGGACAAGGCCUGCAGAACUGGGACACGUUCCAACAAGAAGAGCGAAAGUACGUGGCGGAUGCUAAAUGGGAUAGGUUCCCGGAUGGCUCUCGUCUCUUUAUCGGAAACCUGUCCAGUGAACGUGUAUCAAAGCGGGAAGUGUUCGAUAUCUUUUCUCCAUUUGGUCGCUUGGCGCAGAUUUCCUUGAAGCAAGCGUUUGGCUUUGUGCAGUACCACACGCAGCAAGAAGGCCAAGCUGCGAUGAACAAUCUUCAGGGUAGAGAAAUCAAAGGCCGUAAGAUCAACCUGGAAUUCUCCCGGACACAGAAACGGAAUGAAGAUGGGGACCGCAGGGGCAGCAGAGGCAAAAGCGACAGGCGUGAAAGUGCCGAGACAGCCAAACCGAAAAGAGACGACUACCGCCCAGGACGAGAUUCGCCACCACACGGCCGAGGCGGCCAGCGGCAGCAAGGCUCCUACGGUGAACCCUCACGAUUUGAUGGUGGACGGUACGGUUCUCGGGGCCGCUCACGGUCGCCCGGAUAUGGCAACCAGAACUACGAGGCCUAUCGUCGCCGGAGCCCCAGCCCGCGGAGGCGUCAAGACUCGGAGUCUUCCCUCGACAUUCCACGACGUUAUGGAAGUGAAGUGCCUGAUGUCCAGUUCCUGCUGCUCCAAGAAGUAGAGCGGGACUUUGUAGGCUGGGUUCAACGUGCCUUCUCUGACGUUGGACUUCGGGUUGAUGUUAUGUUCCUCAACCCACGAUUUCCGCGCGAUGCCGUUAUUCAGCGGCAAAUCAUUGAAGGCGUUCAUGCGGUGACGGAGUUGGACUUUCGUGCCCAGCAAUAUGGUAGAAUACCAUUGCAGGUGUUUGAUCGAUCUGCUGGUCGUGACAAGGUCCGCUUUGAUCAAUACCAAGAUCUGGAGCCACAUAUUGCUGCACAACUCGUCGCUCGCACAAGAGCACAAACGGCGCAGUAUGCGGCGGCACCUUAUGGUGCUAGUCCCUACCCUCCGGCGCCCCAAUAUCCUCCUGCUGGUCCGCCUGUCCAACCUGCGCAAGCGUACGGUCAUCCUCAAUAUCCCUAUCCCGCGCCAGCCACCCAACCGUACGGAGGUGGCGCGCCGCAGCAACCAGGGUCCCUAGACAACGCUACGCUGCACCAGAUACUAGGAACCAUUCAGAACCAGCAAGGUGGCGCGGGACAGCCUCUGGUGGGUGCUAAUGGUAGUCAAGUGGACGUGAACGCUGUCCUGGCGGCUCUUGGGAAUAACGUUCCUGUGCCGCAGGGACAUCUCCAUCCACAGCACCACCCACACCAAUAUGGACACCCCCCAGCUCCUGGCGCACAUGGCCCUCCAGCUCAAGGAGGAGAUUCUGCUCAGCACGUGCAGAACAUUAUGUCGCAGCUGGCAAGAUAUCGACAGUAAUUUCAAGCCAAAUCGCAAGAAAGCCCUAGGUCUUCUUGGGCUUGUGCAGCCAAGGAGGAUGGGCGUCGUUGCGUUGUUUCGAUCCCUCGAAUGUCUCAUGAGGUCACAAUUGAUCAAAGGCUAUUCGAUCUUGUUCCGAGCUUAAGUAGAUACCCAAGAUAUUAUGGCGCUGGCAUACUGAUGUCAAGGUCACUUCUAAAUACCCAUCCACUUGUGACAUAGUCUCAUCAUU